Molecule: messenger RNA, 1023 nt
Organism: Papaver somniferum (opium poppy)
Lineage: Eukaryota; Viridiplantae; Streptophyta; Magnoliopsida; Ranunculales; Papaveraceae
Product: acidic leucine-rich nuclear phosphoprotein 32 family member B-like
Exons: 3
Coding region: 1-1023 (340 amino acids)
Source: RefSeq, a predicted model, not a curated record
AUGGAUAACAUUAGGAAACAUAUCGACUUACCACUUAGAGUUAAUGGUUGUAUGUAUUGGUUUACUGAACACAACAAUAGUAUGACGCCAAGCAAUGAAAAAGGUUUCCCAAGGUUUCUAAGGUGGGUAAUAAGUGACAUCAGUACAACAAUCGAGAAAUACGUUAAUGAAGCUAUGAAAAAGAUGCAACCAGGAUGGGUAAAAGCUUGUAGUGAUGAAAAGCAACAGAUUAUGGAUGAGUACAGAAAGAAUAGGCAAGAAAAUAACAGAUAUGCACUGAAGGAAAAGCUGUACAAAGCACUACAACAAAGAUAUGAAGCAUUGGAAGAGGUUUCUGACUUGCAGGUUAAACAUGAAAAACUUGUUAGCUUCAUUGAAGAAAAAAGCAAAAAACUUUAUGCAGCUGAUCUAAGGAAUGUGCAAGAUGAUAAGGAACUUGUUGAUUUGUUUGUUGACUCCAUGCAAGAAAUCUUUUCAUUUAACAAAGAAUUAAAUAGGGAGGAUGAACGUGAUGAUGAUGAGCAGGAGGAGGAGGAAGGUGAGAAAGGUGAGAAAAGUGGCAAAGGUGGUGAUGUGGAUGACAGUUAUGAUGAUAGUGAUGAUGAUGAUGAUGAUGAUGAUGAUGAGGAAGGUGAUAAAGGUAAGAGAAGUGGAAAAGGUGGUGAUGUGGAUGACAGUGAUGAGGAGCAGGAGGAGGAGGAUGAUGGUGUCAAAGGUCGUGAUGAGGAUGAGGGUGGUGGGAAAGGUGGUGAUGUGGAUGACAGUGAUGAGGAGCAGAAGGAGGAGGAUGGUGGUGUCAAAGGUCGUGAUGAGGAUGAGGGUGGUGGGAAAGGUGGUGAUGGGGAGCAGGAUGAGGAGGAGGAUGGUGGCAAAGGUGGCGAUGAAGAGGAGGGUGGUGGCAAAGGUGGUGAUGAGGAGCUGGAUGAGGAGGAGGGUGGUGGCAAAGGUGGUGAUCUACAUGAUGAUGACAAUGGCAAAGAGGGAAGCAAAGGUGGUUAUGAGGAGGAUAGAACUGAAUCCUAA